UCACAAACCCAAUCUCUAUAUUUCAUCUGAAGGAAAAGGACAUUUUGAUUUUGGUAUCGAGGUUUCGUGAUGAGAACUCAAAACGUCGAAACCCCCAAAUCGAGGGCUACGAAGAAAACACCGGUGAGGAAAUCUGCUACUAAAACCCCUCCAAAGCUAUUAGAAGAAUCACCAAAGUCUUCUACAGAGAAGAAGGAGAAACCCUAACCUGUUCUGUCUUGGCAAUUUGAAGAGAGAAGAGGAAGGAGGGAGAAGAAGAAGAGAAGGGGAAAACGGUAGACUUCAGAUCCAUUUUUUACCACAUUUGGUUUCCCAGGUUCUCUCUCAUCUCGAUCGUACAUGUGUCAAGAUUCACAUGUCGACAUCUAAGACCGUCUCCGCUAGCAUCCGUCGGAUACUCUGGCCACAGAGGAUCUCAAUCAUUGUUUAAUGUUUUUCACUGUUUUUUAUGAAAGUUAAAUGAUUCUCAUUCAACCGCGUAUAACCCAGUCUAUUCGAUUGUGAGGUCAAUACAGGCCCACAUGACUCAUCAGCCAAAGGCCCGGAUAUCCGUCGUUAACAAAAAAAAAAAAAUCCAGCCUGAUCUGAGCUCUAAAAAUGAGUUUGAUUUGAUUUGGUUAGAUUUAAGUUCGGUUUGAGAUGCAAUAGACAGUUGGACAUAAACCACAAAAGUGAAUCGAUUCUUUAUCGGUGCGGUGCAUCAACUUCCUCCCUUAACACCCUCUCUGCUCGCUUUCUGCACUUCGCAAGUGCCUAAAUUUUUUUGCAGGCAAACCCUAAAACCUGAAGAUGUUCAAUUUACUUUGUAGACUAUGAAGACAGCCUGGAGAGUCUCUAGGGCAGCAAAGGUGGAACUGCUUAUGCAGAAAUGCUCCGUAGAAUCCAAGUCUAAGUCUUUGUCUUUGUUCAUUCCACUCUCUAACAUAUCGAGGAGCUCAAACCGCAGUUUCAUCAGAGAAAUCUCUGGUCAGACGCCUAAUUGCUGCUCCAAUGGCAUCCCGCAGUCGUUCAGUUCACUCACGAAGAAGAAGUCUUUUACGCGCCCCGUCACUGAAGAGGAUAUGACCCAAAAAGUGUCGGAAUUGAAGACUGAAUUGGUCGCUCAUAUUGGGGACUCCAAGAAGAUCUCCUCAGUGUUGAAAUCCAGAGCUCCUUCCUUGAUUCAGAACUACUAUAAUGGAUUUGGGUUGAUUGAGCUGUUGGAGCAGUUGGGUUCGUGGCCUCAGUUAGCCCUAGAGGUAUUUAAUUGGAGAAGAAAACUAGCUGAUGAUGCUGGUAUACCAAUGGUAUCUGAGGAGUAUGCCAAAGGAAUUAGAAUUGCAGGCAGAGAUAAUAAUUAUGUUGAUCUUGCUGUUGAAUUGUUUACGGAUGCUACUAAUAAGGGAAUCAAAUCAACUUCUAUAUAUAAUGCACUCAUGGGUGUUUAUAUGUAUAGCGGUUUGGCUGAGAAAUCUCAGUCACUCUUUCGUGAUUUAAAAAGAGGACCGGAUUGCGGUCCUACGAUUGUGACAUACAACAUUCUCAUCUCAAAUUUUGGUCGGCUAAUGCUGGUAGAUCAAAUGGAGGCAACUUUCCGGGAGAUACAGGAGUUGAAUCUCUCCCCUAAUUUGAGUACAUACAAUAAUCUGAUUAAUGGAUAUGUUACAGCCUGGAUGUGGGAUGAAAUGGAGAAGACUUUCAGGGUUAUGGAAGCAGGUCCUAUCAAACCAAAUAUUGACACCUACUUGCUAAUGCUUCGUGGAUAUACAUAUUCGGGCAAUUUGGAGAAGAUGGAAAAGACUUAUGACUUGGUGAAGGAUCAUGUGAAUGCAAAGGACAUUCCUUUGAUUAGAGCCAUGGUACAUGCAUAUUGUAAGAGUUCCGAUACUGAUAGAAUUAGAAAGAUUGAGGCAUUACUGAAGCUAAUUCCAGAGAAUGAGUAUAGCGCUUGGUUGAAUGUGCUUUUAAUUAGGGUUUAUGCCCAAGAGGACUUGGUGGAAGGGAUGGAGAAUUUCAUAAAUGAAGCAUUUAAACAUAAAACUUCAAUCACUACUGUGCAUGUGAUGCAGUCUAUCAUAACAAGUUAUUUCCGAUGCAAUGCAGUGGACCGGCUUGCGAAGUUUGUAAAGCAGGCAGAGUCUGCUUGCUGGACAAUUCCUCGGUCCUUGUAUCAUUGUAAGAUGGUCAUGUAUGCAUCGCAGAACCGGCUGGAGGACAUGGAAAACGUGCUUGGUGAGAUGGAAAAUUCCAAUGUUUGUCCCACGAAGAAGACAUUCAUCAUCAUGUAUAAGGCCUACUCACAGUAUGGCGAAAGAUAUAAAUUAGAGAGAUUACUAGGGCUAAUGUGCAAGCAUGGGUUUGGAAUUCCAUUGGAUGCCUCUCCUUCCUAGGUCACAGUUUCACAAAAGAAAUGUACUAUUCAAAUAUUCAGAAAUUCAAUCAUUGAAUUGUUGCAAAUGGCAUAUUGUCAUCUUAGAGGACAAUUUCAGCUGCUUGAGGAUUGUAAGCAUCUUCUUUUCAAGUUCAUCUCAGUUUUACUUUGUCAAUAUUUGCUCUUGUUGUAUCUUAUAAGCUUGAAACAUGAGCGGAUGAUCUUUUCUUUUUCUUUGAUGAUGAUUAUGAAACUCAAUAGGGCAUUUCCCCUUUUUUUAUAGAAACUUUUGUAUAAGAAA
Molecule: messenger RNA, 2651 nt
Organism: Macadamia integrifolia
Lineage: Eukaryota; Viridiplantae; Streptophyta; Magnoliopsida; Proteales; Proteaceae
Product: pentatricopeptide repeat-containing protein At2g30780-like
Exons: 2
Coding region: 813-2369 (518 amino acids)
Molecular function (GO): mRNA binding; protein binding
Source: RefSeq, a predicted model, not a curated record